AUGCUGUUUAAUUUUAGGUUCCUAUACAGUUCUGGAAAUGCAAACAAGAUCCACAUGCAUCUGGGGCGAUGUGUUCGAUACAGGUUUGGGGACCCAACUGAAAUUUGUAUGCAGUUGAAAGGUCGUGAUUUUCUGACUCUACAAAAUUAUACAGCAGAUGAAAUCAAAUAUUUGCUUUGGGUGGCAUCUGAUCUGAAAGAAAGAGUCAAACAUAAAAAAGAGUAUCUGCCUUUGUUACAGGGAAAAUCUUUAACAAUGAUUUUUGAGAAAAGAAGCACAAGAACAAGAUUAUCUACAGAGACAGGAUUUGCUCUCCUUGGUGGACAUCCUUGUUUCCUCACAACACAAGAUAUUCACCUGGGCAUUAAUGAAAGCAUCACUGACACAGCACGAGUAUUGUCCAGCAUGACAGAUGCAAUCCUGGCCCGAGUAUAUAAACAAACAGAUUUGGAACUAUUGGCACAAGAGGCCUCAAUCCCAGUGAUAAAUGGACUCUCUGAUUCUGACCAUCCCAUCCAGAUUUUAGCCGAUUAUCUUACACUUCAGGAACACUAUGGGUCUUUGAAGGGGCUGACCUUAAGCUGGAUAGGUGAUGGAAAUAAUGUUCUGAAUGCCAUUAUGAUGAGUGCUUCCAAAUUUGGGAUGAAUCUGCAGGUUGCUACUCCAAAGGGUUUUGAGCCAGAUCCUACAAUAACCAAAAUAGCUGAAGAGUAUUCUGUAAAGUAUGGCACCAAAUUUUUUCUCACAACUGACCCUUUGGAAGCUGCCAAUGGAGCCAAUGUUUUAAUCACAGACACAUGGAUAAGCAUGGGGCAAGAAGAAGAGAAACAGGAGAGGCUGAGGGCUUUCCAGGGUUAUCAGAUCACAAUGCAGACUGGGAAAGUGGCGUCUCCUGGCUGGACGUUUCUACAUUGCUUACCCAGGAAGCCAGAAGAGGUUGAUGAUGAAGUGUUCUAUUCACCACAAUCACUGGUUUUUAAAGAGGCUGAAAACAGGAAAUGGACAAUUAUGGCUGUCAUGGUUUCCCUGUUGACAGAUUACUCACCGCAGCUGCAAAGGCCUGUGUUUUGA
Gekko japonicus is the source of this 1071-nucleotide messenger RNA. It is a transcript of the gene OTC, whose product is annotated as ornithine carbamoyltransferase. The transcript is spliced from 10 exons. Gene Ontology annotation, molecular function: amino acid binding; ornithine carbamoyltransferase activity. The coding region runs from base 1 to 1071 and encodes 356 amino acids. Lineage: Eukaryota; Metazoa; Chordata; Lepidosauria; Squamata; Gekkonidae. Gene Ontology annotation, cellular component: mitochondrion. Gene Ontology annotation, biological process: L-citrulline biosynthetic process. The record is from RefSeq and is a predicted model, not a curated record.